Molecule: messenger RNA, 3001 nt
Organism: Biomphalaria glabrata
Lineage: Eukaryota; Metazoa; Mollusca; Gastropoda; Planorbidae
Exons: 9
Coding region: 695-1582 (295 amino acids)
Molecular function (GO): protein binding
Source: RefSeq, a predicted model, not a curated record
ACAACGAGGGAGAGAGAGAAAAAAAGAGAGAGAGAGAGAGAGGACGAUUUUUCCUCUUCUUUCUCCUCGUUUCCAUCCUCGUCGAUGUUUGAAAAUGUUCGCCUAGUGUCAAGAGUAUGUUGUCAGAUCUGUUUUCUUCCUCUGCACUAGACCUACGUAGAUGUCAUAGAUAGAGCUACUAGACCUACGUAGAUGUCAUAGAUAGAGCUACUAGACCUACGUAGAUGUCAUAGAUAGAGCUACUAGACCUACGUAGAUGUCAUAUAUAGAGCUAUGUGAUCAAAUUCUAUUAGGAAUUAUUUUAUUGUUGCGGAGUAAUUGGAUUUACUUCAAAGGGAUUUUUAUGUGCCUACUAUUCAUUCGCUGAGAAGUUUACACUGCAGUGUCUGUUUUUUUAAUUCAACUCUGGCUACCGAGAGAACUUCAGAGCAGUUUUUAAUUUUACUAAAGAUAAUUUCAUAACAGGCAUUUUUGUUAGGGACGAUAUAUUCAGAAGAAUUAGUGAAAGUUUUGGAUACAUAUAAAUAAUUCUUUCGAGUCUGGAAAACAAAAAUGUGAUAUGAAAUAUUCUCGUGAGUUAGAACAAUUUUGUAAAAGUGAAACUAGACUGCUCAUGGUUUCCAUUCAUCUGAGUAUGGUGAGGUCACCACCGUGGCGCCAUCACGUCAGUUCACCAAUGUAGGGGACACAGAAGAUGAAACAAUGGCAGAUCAAGUUGUCCAGAAAGAAACUGACCACACUCUUCCUCCGCUACUCAGUCCUGGUCAGUGUGGUAUUGGGUCUCUCGGAGUUUGUGGAUGGUCAGACUCAACACUUGUUGAUGAGGAAGCCCGUCUGUAACAGCGUCUACCGGCGCCUGCCCGCCGCUGUGCUGGAAGGGGCACCUGGCCACCUGGUGCCUGAGGACAUGUGUGAGGUGACGCUGUCCGCCCCAGGGCGCUACGUCUGGAUGGUGAAGGUGGAGAAUGUGGAGAUCUUUGACUGUGACGUUGUGCUGCAGCUUUUCGAUGGUCAGAUUGACCCACCGGUGGGCAAGCCUCUGCUGUCCCAAAGCUGUGUCAGCUCUGACCCAGGUAUAGUCCACGUUGACUCGUCCACCAUCACCAUCAGACUUCUGCACAGCAACUCUUCAAACUACAGCUUCUCUCUGAUAGCCACCGCAAGGAAAGAUGUGACCAAGGCUGACAGCACUUGUGGAGGCUACAGGUGCAAGAACAACCACUGCAUUUCUAAAUCUCUGAUGUGUGACGCCGUGGACAACUGCUUUGACUUCAGUGAUGAGACUACUAAUGGCACAUCUUUCUGUGAAGCCAGCACGUGGCCCUUCCAGGCUGAGAACUGGGGUGUACUUAUCAGCGUCCUUGGUGCUGGCUUGGUUCUGGGCAUCACUGCAGCUUGCUGUCGUCACAUCCGCCAGAAACGACAGAGUUCUGUGGACGAUUUGUACGAGCUUAAUGAGGGCCCUUAUGUACACAAAUACGCUUAUCAAUACGCACUCAUCAGGCCCCCCAAGAAACCAAACAUUACCAAUGUUGUAUUGGGUCGUGACGGUCACAUGCAUUAUAACGCCACCAACGUAUGAAUCCAAGAUUGACUGUCAAACUGUUUCUCAAGUGCCUGAUAUGAUGGAUGAGAAGUGACGUCAGAUGAACUAUGACAUGUCUUACUGACGUGAACUUGUCAUCGUAGGUCGUGCCAACACUGCCACGUGUCAACAAUGACACUAACGAAGAGCCGAACUGAAACUAAUUAAAGCCUUUUUCCUUGCCAUGAGUAACAGAACCUGGAUACUGGGUUACUUCCCCCUGCCCUAGUGAAAUAUUGACACUGUUAGAUUAGAUAACAAGACAUUAUGAAGCCGGACACUAACGCAGAGAGUUUAUCUAGGCGGGGACAUCAUUCGCGUGUCAGUAUGGCUGGUUUGUUAUCUUGCCACUAUUUACAUCUUGAAUGGCGUAGUAAACUGGGGGAGGGGGCUGGAAAAUCUCAAGUGAACAAUUCUAAACAUUCAAAAAUGGAUUUGUUCCAAACAAAAUCAAACAAAAGUUGUCGCCUCUAAAGAAGGUGACAAACAGAUACAUGUAAAUAUAUCAGACUUUCAAGCCAGAGCAGAUGUUAUAGUUGAUUGAGCUAGAAACUCCAUCAGUAUAACUCUGGUUAUGAGGCGAAAGUCUGCCUUUAAAAAUGGAUUAGACUAGUGAUGUCCAUACUUCGGCCCGCGGGUCACUUCCGGACCUUUACGUUCUGCUAUAUGGCCCCUGACCGAAAACGGCUAGACAACACUAUUUAGACAUUAAACGUGAACCAUCUUUUGAGUAGACCACAAGCUAGACCUAAAAACCAAGUGAUCAGAAGGGCAGAUACAUACUAAAACAUAUAUUCCGAUAUAAUGUAUAUGUUGUAACUAGUUGUAAGCAUUUAUUUUCACCAUGUACAAAUGUACGUCUUGUUUGGAUGUGUUGCUAGACGUGUUGACAUCUUUGAAUAUGUACACAUACACACAUACACAUACACACAUACAAAGUGGGCUUUUGAGGGGGCAGUAGGGGACAGAACAUACAAGGCUUGCCACUUAACGGCGGGCCCCCAAGUGUAGCUGAAAACACUUAUAGCAUAUAUGUGUAGGCUAAUAGAAUAAGCUAUGUUAUGCCUCAUUUCUAGAGCGCUGCGAAAUUUUUAUCAAUCAAUCUCUGAACCGCUUAGCGCCGGACUGAUAGAUGUCUGUUUGUCUUGACCAAAUAUUUUCAUUUCAUGGAUGUAAUCUCUCAAAAUUUGUCUAGUAAAAUACCAACAACCUGCUUCAUGAGAAGAAUGAGAACUCUGAAGGACAUACGAUGUCAUUCUGGAUCAUUUAUAUUCUGGUAAUUUUAUUUUAGGAUUAUAUAAAACAAAAUUGAGACAGCAUCAAAGUUUAACCUAAAAAUUCAUCCCUUGAAAACAGAAGAAAAUGUCACAUAUCUAUUUUAUCUUCUAAUGUCACAUAUCUAUUUUAUCUUCUAAU